This is a messenger RNA of Mycotypha africana, 1193 nucleotides long. Its product is annotated as PITH domain-containing protein. The transcript has 9 exons. The record is from RefSeq and is a predicted model, not a curated record. Lineage: Eukaryota; Fungi; Mucoromycota; Mucoromycetes; Mucorales; Mycotyphaceae. The coding region runs from base 136 to 999 and encodes 287 amino acids.
AUCUGUUUUGAUUACUGGCACAAAUGACUGCAUAUUUCGCCAUUCCUCUUAAACUGAUCUUUUUGUGUUUAUACACCUAAAAAAGUAAAAAAUCCACAUUGACAGUUCUUCCCUUCAUCACAAAAAGAAAUAACAAUGCCUCUUCAACAAAUCAGUACGCCUAAUGACUUUCGAACACUUUUAACUGCUUCGAAAGAUAAACUGGUUGUUAUUGACUUUUUUGCUACGUGGUGUGGGCCUUGUAAGAUGAUUGCACCCUUUUAUACGCAACUUUCAACCAAAUACCCUCAAGCAGUUUUUGCUAAAGUCGACGUUGAUCAACUAAAAGAGGUUGCAGCUGCUUGCAAAGUUACUUCUAUGCCAACUUUUCAAUUCUAUAAAAAUGGAAAUAAGCUGGCUGAAAUGAAAGGAGCCAAUCCUCAGCAAUUAGAAAAGUAUGUGAAAGAGUUUUCUGACAAUGCUCAAGGGGAAGGUUCGUCUCCAUCCUCUGCCAAGAAGAGUCUGGUUCCUGGUUUUGUUGAUUUGACAGAGCAUAUCACACCUAAUCAAAUGGAUGCUUUAAAUCAACAAGAAGAGCACAAUGUCAAGAAUAUCUUCAAGGAUGAUGAGAGUUAUUUGGAAAGCGACGUCGACGAACAAUUGAUUAUCAGUGUACCCUUUAAUCAAUCUGUCAAACUUCAUUCCAUCAAAUUCAAGGCACCAAAUAAAACCAAUGCCCCUAAGACAAUCAAGAUUUAUGCUAAUAGAACCAAUAUCGGUUUUGAUGAUGCUGACUCUAUCAAGGAAACACAAAUACUUGAAUUGACACCCGAAGAUUUCGACGAUGAUAAUGUGGUCAAUUUAAAAUUUGUCAGAUAUCAAAACAUUACUAGUAUUACGCUAUUUAUUGUGGAUAACCAAGAGGACGAAGAAACAACUCAACUUCAACAAUUAAUCUUUAUUGGCUGUCCCGUCGAAACAACCAAUAUGGGCGACUUUAACAAAGACCAACAACAUUAAAUAAAAGGUUGAAUAUGCUUUAUGAAGCCCAAAAAGAGUAUAUACAAACUAUUACCGCUCCUUUAUCUAUUAAGUAGCUUGUGAUUGCAAAUACACUAUUUUUUUUGUUUUCUGUUUCUUGUUUCUGUCUUGACGAUUGCAGACUCGUAUUAUUCAUCGUCGGUCACCCACUGAAUAACUUCUUCAUAUUCAUC